This is a messenger RNA of Polypterus senegalus (gray bichir), 4474 nucleotides long. Its product is annotated as platelet-activating factor receptor-like. The coding region runs from base 224 to 1249 and encodes 341 amino acids. The transcript is spliced from 2 exons. Gene Ontology annotation, molecular function: platelet activating factor receptor activity. The record is from RefSeq and is a predicted model, not a curated record. Gene Ontology annotation, cellular component: membrane. Gene Ontology annotation, biological process: phospholipase C-activating G protein-coupled receptor signaling pathway; chemotaxis; positive regulation of Rho protein signal transduction. Lineage: Eukaryota; Metazoa; Chordata; Cladistia; Polypteriformes; Polypteridae.
UAGUGAAAAAGUCAAAUAGACACUUUCUUUUUGCACAUGUGGACUAAGGUUUAUCACAAGCUACCAAACCUGCAAAUCCAACACGGGUUCAAAGUGAGAGCACUAUACAGAAAAAUUGGUCAUUGAUAUACAUUAUUAAGGGUGAUAAGCUCUGCAUCAACUGCAAAAAGGUCAUAUCUUUCUGUUCAGCCUCAUCGUUGUGCAGUGAGCUAACCAGUCGAAGAUGUCAGGCAGCAUGGCUCCUACUGUCAGUGUCACUCUGGUGAUGCUGUCCAACCAGAGUCACUGUGAAGAAGGCGACUCAUUUGAGUUUUUUUUUGUGCCAGUGGUCUACUCUGUGGUAUUCUGUCUGGGGCUGCCCAGCAACCUACUCGCACUGUUGGUUUUCCUCCAGAGAACUGAAGCAGUCAAGAAGGUUAUCCAGAUCUACCUUCUGAACCUCACCAUUGCAGACAUUCUCUUCAACCUCAUGUUGCCCUUUUGGGUGGUCUACUAUGUUAAAAAGGGAGAUUGGGUCUUCACUGAGAUAGGCUGUCGGCUGGCCGGUGCUGUCUACUAUGUGUGCACCUACAGCUCCAUCACAUUCAUGACGCUUAUUAGCAUCAAUCGUUACUGCAUUGUGACAAAGAGAAGCAACAGAUACGUCUCCAGUAAGAGAGGUGCUUUUAUUUCCUGCAUGCUGUCUUGGGCUUUCUGGUUCUGCUGUGCCAUUCCCACUCUCUUGGUUGACCAGACCUCUAAAACUGAAUUUGGAUUAACCAAGUGCUUUGAAAAAUUCUCCCAGAAUACACUGUACUAUUUUGCAGUUUGUGGCUUUUUUGGCCUCUCGUUUUUCAUGGUUUUGUUAACCUACGUCUCAAUCAUCAGAUCACUAUCGGCCCCGGACAGCCUGUCCCAGUCAAAAACUCCUCGCACACUGGCCAAAGCAAUGGUUUCUGGCAUUCUGCUGGUUUUCCUAAUCUGUGUGGCCCCAUAUCACAUCACCUUGGUGUUCUGGGUGAUAGAGAGGGGACAAAGACAUGGCUGCUUUCAUAUGUCAGCCCUACGCAUUAGUCACUGGAUCAACACAGGUCUGCUGAGCGUCAACAGCUGCAUCGACCCCCUCAUAUACUGCUUCUCUCUACAACGGUUUAGAACGGAGAUCAAGGCCAAGUUGCUGUGGUUAACAAAGCAGAGGAGGCCAUCACAGAUUCAUUCAAUCAGGCACUUUCCAAUCUUGUCUCGGUCAACUUCCAGCACCUACUCUUAGUCUGAAAUUUAUGCCACUAAGCUAAGGACCAAUGCAUGAUUUCAGGCAAAGCCAAAGUACCACCACGAAAUUUCUGGGAUUUGGGAAAGACUGACUAUAGUGGUGCCAGAGGAGAACGUCACAGAUUUGCUUUCAUUCACCGAGUUUGCAUGGACACCUCAGAUGGUUAACAUGUCCGUGCCCAUUUAUGCAAAAGUGUAGGAAGAGGAGCUCCAAUGAGGUCCUAAAUUGUCACAAAGAAAAGAGACCCACCUUGACCACCUCAUGUUUCAAGACCACCAUUGUAAUCCAUUUCGUUCUUAAAAUCAUUCAGCAAGAGAAAGUGAACAAACUACACACAAUUACCAUGUGAAAAAGUAAAUACACUCCAUGGAAAUUAUUGGCUUUUUCAACAUAUUUGAACAGACGUUAGAUCAGAUAAUGCCUAGUGACAAAGUUGAUAUGCUUGAAUCAAAACACCAGGAAAUCCUAUGUUUUUAGUCAUUAAUUCCACCAAAAUAUCAAUGGUUGUAAUGGUCUACCAUUAGCCUCAAAAGCUGGUAUUACCUCCUUGGGCAGAAAUGACUUCUUGUAGGUGUUUUGUAGAACUGCCCACUUGUCCCUGAAAUCGACUCAGUGAAAGUUUUGGCCUCUCCUCCAUGCAGAAUUCUACCGGUUGCAAGAUAUUUCUGAGUUUUCUUGCAUAUACUGCACAUCUACAAUAUUUCAGUAAAUUUAAAUCAUGGCUUUGACUAGGCCAGUUCAUCGCCCUCCAGUUCUUCUUUUUGAGGCAUUCCUUGGUGGUUUUGCUAGUGUGGUACAGAUCAUCAUCAUUUAGAAAGGUCCAUUUCCAAUUCAGCUUCCAUCUUUUAGACAAAUGGCCUCACAUUAUCUUCAAGUACACUUUGAUAUGAUGUACAAUUCAUAGUUGACUUGAUUACUGCAAGCUGCCCAGGCCCUAAGGCAGCAAAGAAACCUCCAACCAUAACAUUUCCACCACCAUGCUUCACAGCUGGUAUGAGGUUCUGCUCCUGAAAUGCUGUCUUUGGCUUGCACCAAACAUGUCUACAGUUACUGUGGCCAAACACCUCUAUCUUUAAUCCAUCGGUCCAAAGCACAUUGUUCCAGCAGGCCUGGUCUUUGCCUUCAUGUUCAAUGGCAAACCGUGCUCUGCUGUUCUUUUUGGACAUCAAUGGCUUCUCCCUGAUACACUUUGCAUAAAGGUCAAAGUUGUGCCAUCUCUUUCUGAUUGUCAAUGUAUAAUCUUGGACACCAGCUUUUGUAAGAGUCACAUGCAGAAUUAAAUUUUGGGGUUCUUGGAGACUUCUUUUAGUAUCAAACGGACAGCUUUUGGACUGAAUUUGCUGGACUGACCAUGUUGUCUGUUGUCCAUGAGUUUCCUUACACUGGAAUAACUGAUUUUAAAUAAUUUGGUGACCUUUUUAAAUCCCCUGCCACACUUAGGGGCAUCCACAAGCUUCUUUCUAAGGGUCUUAGGGAACUCUUUCAAUCUUGACAUGAUGAGACCACUCAUGUCAAUAGCAAAGAGAAAACCAGACCCUCGGUAUCUGCAAUUUAAAUAAGACAGGGUUCACCUGCAUACUCCCUGAAGAGGCUCAAAUCAUUUGCAUUCAAUCUGAAACAUUAGAAUCUAAUUUUAUGGAUUUGAAGGGGUGAUAAAUGUAGGGGUAUCCUUAUUUUUUUCACAUGACAAAUCUGCAUUUUUGUUCAUUUAUAUUAUGAAAAUGAAUACAGCAUGACAAAUUUCUGUUCUAUUUGUUCAAGAAGAUCACCUUUGUCUCUUGGCACUGUGUGCAUGAAGAUCUAAUGUUUGCCUGUUCAAAUUUGGUGAAAGAAUUAAUAAUUUCCAUAGGGUCCAUAGGGUCAAACAUGUUAAAGUUAUAGAAAAACAACCCCCAACAUCCCCCCAAAAAGACCACCCUACUCAACUCUUUCUCUGGCUGAGGAAGCCUAACUUAUCGUUUCUAAAAAUGAGCAUUAAAAGUGCACUUGCUUGUUUACUGUUGGCAUCCUGCUUGGGUCUGGCAUACAAAUAUUGUGACCUUUAAUGGCUGAAUGCAUUAGAAAGCAGGUGUGCAAUUUAAAGAACGUGUAAUUAAGCCGGAAACGGGGCUUGGAAGUCAAGCAUAAUGUGUCUAUUUAUGUCUGCCAAGCACAGCAGCAAAAAGCGGUAGAGCUGGUGAAAUUGCUUCCCGGAGUUAUUUAGAAUUUUUUUUUGCUGUGUAAGAAGAAUUAUAAAAGUCUUUGUUUAACUGGACAGUCUGUAAGAUUCAGAAGGAGAUUAGCUAUGUAGGUCACUUCAGGGGUGGGGGGGCAUGUCCUAAAAGGCAUUGACAUUAUAAGCAAAUGACACAGCAUGCUUCUAUCGAGUCUGCAUGGCAUUCUUUUAGCCAUCUUGCCAACCAUUUCUUUUCCACAGACAAUUCAUAUUUCUGAUAUAAAUGUGCAAAGUGUGCCAUCUCACCCAAAAUUAGGAGAAAUUCACUGAGAAUGAACUUAAUCGAUUUUGUAAUCAGAAGCUGUGCUUUCGUGUGUGGACAACCACCACUGCCCCCCACUACUAACUUAUAGGCAACACCUUUGUGUAGAAUAAUGAUAAAAAAAACUUGAGGAAUAGAUUGGAUAAGAAAGCAAAGUUAAGGCAGAAAGAAAUGGCAUGAGACUUGAGGACAGAAUGCUGAGACUCACUGAAUAUGAGACAGGGAACUACAGUAUAAGACCCCUGACAGCAAAUCAAAUGAGUCAUGAGACUGGGUGAUUGGGGGGCUAAUGUAGCUCAGAUAGUGAAGGCGAUUAUUUCUUGACACCCCAUCCAGGGAUGCUUCCUGCCUUUUCUCUGAUGCUGCUGGGGUAGGCUGUGACUUCCACAAUGCUGACUUAGUAGAAAUGGGUCUGAUAAGUGAAAGCAUGGGGACUAUGGCACCAAACAUUAGACUACAUGGUCAUCAGCUCAAUUACCACCUCUGUUCACAGUGUGACCCUCUCCAUGCUGAAAAUGUAAAAAAUGUCUGUAAAUAGUUGGAAUGUAUCCUGAUGUGCCAACCAAAUAUAAAUGCAAUAGUCAUGCAUGGUUGUUUAUAAUAAUUAUUGUGUUUUAUUAAGACAAUGAGUGAAAUGCAUAUAUUUGCUUUUGUUUCUUUUGAUGUUAGAAGAUAAAAAAUGUAAUGCUGUAUUAUGGUUUUCCCUAUUUUGUCAUACACAUAAACAAUACAAUUAAUUUCUUCA